UGAAGCAUGUCAUUUCCGCAAAGUGAACAACUUCCGUUUGGUUACGUGUUGUAUGUGAACCCGCUACUUUAAGAUAGGGAAACCGGUCUCGUGGAAGAAUAUUACGUAUAAUACAUAAUGAAAUUUAUAAAUAAAUUUCUCUAUUUUGUUACGAUAUUUGGAAUAGUGAAUGCUGGAGGACCGACACUCGUUUUAUUAGAUAAUUUAGCUAUAAGAGAAACGCACUCCAUAUUUUUUAAGACAUUGCAAGAUAAUGGAUAUAUAUUAACAUUUAAAUUAGCAGAUGAUGCUAAUCUGCAGCUUUCUAAAUAUGGAGAAUAUUUAUAUCAACAUUUAAUAAUAUUUGCUCCUUCUGUAGAAGAAUUUGGAGGAGCAUUAAGUGUUGAAACAAUAACAGAUUUCAUUGAUGGUGGUGGUAAUGUCUUAGUUGCUGGUUCAUCUCAAUCAGGAGAUGCUCUACAUGAAUUAGCAUCAGAAUGUGGUUUCGAAAUUGAUGAAGAAGGUUCUGCAGUCAUUGAUCAUUUAAACUAUGAUAUUUCUGAUAAUGGUUAUCAUACAAAAAUAGUAGCAGAUCCUGCCAAUUUGAUAGAUGCUCCUGCAAUUGUUGGAAGUAAAAACAUAAAUUCUUUACUUUACCAAGGAACUGGAUUGAUUGCAGAUACAGAAAAUCCUUUAAUUUUACGUUUAUUAACAGCAUCUAGUUCAGCAUAUUCAUAUAAUCCACAGAAUUCUAUAAAAGAGUAUCCUCAUGCAGUAGGCAAAAAUACAUUGUUAAUUACAGCUUUGCAAGCUAGAAAUAAUGCCAGAGUAGUAUUUUCUGGUUCUUUGUAUUUUUUUAGUGAUGAAGCUUUUACUAGUCCUAUUCAGAAAGCUCAAGGUGGUCAAAAAUAUUUAAAAUCUGGAAAUGAAGCCGUAGCAACAAUGAUUGCUCGCUGGGUGUUUAAGGAAAAUGGUGUGAUACGUGUUUCCUCUGCUCAUCACCAUAGAGUAGGAGAAUCUGAACCUCCAGCAGCUUAUACAAUUAUGGAUGAUGUAGUUUAUUCUAUUGAUGUUCAGAAAUUAGCAGGAGAUAAAUGGAUUCCUUAUGAAACCAAUGAUCUACAAUUAGAAUUUGUUAGAAUAGAUCCUUUUGUUCGUAUGACUAUGAAACCUGUAGGUAAUGGUCGAUAUGAAGCAAGAUUUAAAAUUCCUGAUGUCUAUGGUGUUUAUCAGUUCAAAGUAGAUUAUACUCGUAUUGGUUUAACGCAUUUAUAUAGUACCACUCAAGUAUCUGUCCGUCCUCUUCAACACACUCAAUAUGAACGUUUUAUACCUAGUGCAUUUCCCUAUUACAUAAGUGCUUUUUCGAUGAUGGGUGGAGUAUUUUUAUUCUCUUUGGCAUUCCUAUAUUAUAAAGAAGAUACAAAACCGAAGUUUGAAUAAAUUUAUUAUUAAAAAAAACAUAUUAAUUUAUUAGUUAUAUAAAUACAUUAUUUCAUUAUAA
Molecule: messenger RNA, 1483 nt
Organism: Apis laboriosa (Himalayan honeybee)
Lineage: Eukaryota; Metazoa; Arthropoda; Insecta; Hymenoptera; Apidae
Gene: Ost48
Product: dolichyl-diphosphooligosaccharide--protein glycosyltransferase 48 kDa subunit
Exons: 3
Coding region: 118-1422 (434 amino acids)
Cellular component (GO): endoplasmic reticulum membrane; oligosaccharyltransferase complex
Source: RefSeq, a predicted model, not a curated record